AUGACGCGCAUGAACGUCCUCGUCUACACCGGCACCGGCACCACCGUCGAAUCCGUCCGCCACACAAUCUAUACCCUCCGCCGCCUGCUCUCCCCGCACUUUGCUGUUAACCCCAUCACCGCGCAGACGCUCCUCACCGAGCCGUGGUCGCCCACCUGCGCGCUGCUAGUCCUCCCCGGCGGCGCCGACCUCGGCUACUGUCGCGCGCUCAACGGCGACGGGAACAGGCUCAUCAGCCAGUAUGUAUGGGGCGGCGGCGCAUAUCUGGGCUUCUGCGCGGGUGGGUAUUACGGGUGCGGCCGGGUGGAGUUCGAGGUCGGUGAUAAGGAGCUGGAGGUUGUGGGCCCGAGAGAGCUGAAGUUCUUUAAGGGCGUGUGUAGAGGCGCGGCGUUUGGCGGGUUCGAGUAUGGUAGUGAGAGGGGCGCUAGGGCGCCGGAGGUGAGUGUGGAGAAGGGCGUACUGGAGGGGGCUCUGGAGGGCUUCAGGUGCUACUAUAAUGGGGGUGGCCUCUUUGUAGACGCGGAUAAAACCGAGGGUGUGCAGGUCCUGGCGAGGUACAAGGAGAAGCUGAAUGUUGGUGGGGGAGACGCCGCGGUCGUGUAUUGCAGUGUGGGGAAGGGGGGCGCGGUGCUCACGGGGCCGCAUCCGGAGUUUGCCGGUGUCAAUCUAGAUAGGAAUGCGGGCCCGGAAGGGUAUACCGGACUUGUGGAUGCCCUCCUGGAAGAUGAUGCGAAGAGAGUCGCUUUCUUGAAGGCUUGUCUUGUGAAGCUGGGGCUUCAUAUCGCAGAGGAUAGCAAGGAAGUGCCGGCGCUGUCAGAUAUACAUCUGAGCUCUAUAUAUCCCGCCGAUGUGAGCUACCUGGUUGAGCGUCUUAAGGACAUUACUACUGCUACGGAAGAUGACACUCGCAAGAUCAUUGGCGAAAACGACACUUUUACUAUCUCGGAUUACAAAGAGGACACACUAUCAUUGACCUCACUUUCCGGCGCACUACCAGCCAAAUCCAACGGCAAAAGCCCCACCGAAAACACCGGCAUCAUCGACCACAACGCCCUCGAAAAGCACAUCAAAACACACACGUACCGGCCCCCACCCCCCUCCGAGACUCCCCACUUCUCGCACAAAACCUUCUACACAGCGCUCUCCCACCAGCGCACGCUCUCCUCCUCACACCCCUCCCACUUCGGCUCAUUCCUCCUCUACGCAAACGUCAUCACAAGCACCAACACCAUCCUCGACAAGAACUUCGCCCUCCUCCAGCGCCUCCCGACGGGCCUCACCGCCGUCGCAACAAUCCAGGUCUCGGGCCGCGGCCGCGGCUCAAACGUAUGGGUCACCCCCCUCGGAGCCCUCGUCUGGUCCACCGUCGUCCGCCACGCCGCCCAUCUCGGCGCCACCGCGCCCGUGGUCUUUAUCCAAUACCUUGUCGCCCUCGCCGUCGUCGAGGCCGUCAAGUCCUAUGGCAAUGGCAACGGCGACGACGGCUACGACGCUAUGCCCGUGCGCCUUAAGUGGCCAAACGACAUCUACGCCGCCUCCCCCGCCAACCCGACCGUAUUCGUGAAGAUUGGCGGAAUCCUCGUAAACUGUAGCUACGCCGACGGACAGUUCCUCCUCGUCGUGGGCGUCGGCCUGAAUACUACCAAUGCCGCGCCCACAACUUCGCUCAACCUCAUCUUGGCCUCCCUUAACACCCAACGGGUUGCAAAGGGUCUGCCUCCACUAGCAGAAUUUGAGCAGGAGAAACUGCUGGCUCGGAUACUGGUGGUUUUUGAGGAGAUGUAUGCAAGGUUCUGUGAGCAUGGGUUUGGCGUGUUUGAGCAGAGGUAUUAUGGCUCCUGGCUGCAUACGGACCAAGUUGUGAGGCUUGAGAUGGAGGGGGGGGCGAGGGCACGGGUGAGGGGUAUCACGAUGGAUUUUGGGCUCUUGAGGGUGGAUGAGGUGGAUGAGAACGAUAGGCUGACGGGCAAGGUGUGGACGCUGCAGAGCGAUGGGAAUAGUUUUGAUUUUUUUAGGGGGCUGUUGAAGAAGAAGACUUAG
Molecule: messenger RNA, 2040 nt
Organism: Morchella sextelata
Lineage: Eukaryota; Fungi; Ascomycota; Pezizomycetes; Pezizales; Morchellaceae
Exons: 3
Coding region: 1-2040 (679 amino acids)
Biological process (GO): protein modification process
Cellular component (GO): cytoplasm
Molecular function (GO): biotin--[biotin carboxyl-carrier protein] ligase activity
Source: RefSeq, a predicted model, not a curated record